Molecule: messenger RNA, 2217 nt
Organism: Amoebophrya sp. A25
Lineage: Eukaryota; Dinophyceae; Syndiniales; Amoebophryaceae
Source: the annotation of a GenBank genome assembly
AGUUUGCAAAAUCGGGACGAGUAGCUUUCUUUUGACGCCGUCUCUCUGUCAGUGUAGAGAUCUCGGGAAAAGAUCAACGAAUCUGGAACUUUGGAUUGCCGUCUAUCAACAUGAUGAUGAUGAUGAUCAUUUUUCUUUGAUUUCCGCCAAACUCAGAUGCUGAUUCUCUUUGUUCGAUUGUUUUUUUUUCUGUCAGGCAUUCAUCUGCCUCACAAACAAACAAUAGAAAGUGAAUGUUCAUCCAUGCCGAUGGGCUAUGACUAAAUGUUACUCGGAUCAUGUCAUCGAAUGCAGCCACUUUCAAUCACUGGAGAUUCAACGGUGUAAAAAAUAACUGAACUUCAGAAGUGGAAUCUUUUCCAAGCAAUGAAUGCUAGAUAGGACAUCUUGUUACUAGUGCUCGUCAGACUAUUGUUACCCAAGAUCAUGUUGGAUCUACAGAAUGUUCGCAGACUAGCUCGGGAGGAGGGGCUGAUCGAAAUCCAGUACAACGCUAUCAACCGUGGUGUAUCGUUUCGCAAUGCUGAGGGUUCGCGGAUCAAUGUGUGGCACACAACCGGCACGGUUGGAACGUACGUCAACCACCCUCGUCUAGGUGGAUCCCAAUUGUUUCGUCGCGACGUGGAUAUGCAUCUGCUCCGAGAAAUCUUCCGAAAUCCCCGCGUGCACACAAAACUCGGAUACCACUUUCGCGAUGAGCUAGACAGGCGCAGGCGUUCUACUUCUUCAAAAAGUAGUUCUAGAACGACCACUAGCAGGGCUAGCAUUCACGGUUCUUCGCCACGUGCUCGCUCAAGGACGCCACGACGCUGCCCUACAAACCAUGCUAGCACUACACCGCGUGAUCACAUCAGCAAAGAGCAUGAGGAUGUUCAAGACGAAGAAGGCGCAGCGAAGGCCCAGCUUGAGAAGCUGAAAAUAGAGCGCGCUGAUUUAGAUGCAGAAAUCGCCUCUGUACAGUCUGUUCUUGAUGUUUUCGAGAAACAGCGGCAGGAGGAGAAAUGCAAGGAAGAUGAGCGGAAGAGGGCGGAAGAGGAGCAAGCACGUCUAGAGCGAGAACGCAUUUUAUGAUCAUGAUUUCUAUAUCUAUAAGUACUACGUAUUUCUGAACCUUCAAAUUUCAAUGUUAUAAUACCCUUCCCUUCUAAUUCCCGAGAUGGAGGCGACUAAGGAAAGAAAGCGGAUCGAGCGGGGGAAACGAGCGAUCUGGUGGACGCAUGACAAGGAUACCAGUGAGCACAUGAAGAAGAAUAUGAAUUCCGAGGUCUCCUGUUUCGCCAUUUGUGGAGGUGAAAAUAGGGUAGCGUGUCUUCUUCAACACGACGAUUCCCGCAGCUCAUCAUGGACCUCCGGGGUGCCGACAACUCUAGACAAGUUUUUGCGGAGCCGCGCCAUGUACCAUCCACAGCCAACGUAUAUUGCGAUGGGUUCUCAAGGACGGUAUUACUGUGAGCUGGAAAACGGCAGAGCACAAUUCAAUGGUCCUAGCUCUUUCUGUGACUUGGUUCAUGAAACGAAACGACACAUUCGCAGCGUCGCUUUCGGACCCGACUACGAUACGUGGUUCGUAGUUUUCACUGACGGUGGCUGGGAGUAUGAGGGAGACGUGCCCUCCGAGCUCGAUGACACGAUCUACAGAAAGCGCCGAGGGCAGGCCGAUCUAGAAUUCGUUUCCCUGGGCCCGAAUGAUCAGUACUUCCUGAGAUGCAAGAAUGGCCGCGUCUUUUGGAACAUCACAGCCUACAUUUCAAAUGAGUUGAACAAACCAGAGUACGGGGGCGGCGUCCGCAGUGUACUCUUCGGCGAUGACGUGGACACCUGUUUUGUACGAGGUAACUGGUAAGAAACCAAAAUGGUCAACACUUGGUCGCGAAAGGAAAAUCGUUGAAUGAGAUGAAAUACCAUGAUGUUGUGAACGUUGGCAUCGAUGAAAAUAGAAAGCACAAUUCCACCAAAGAGCACAGACUCAUCGUAAAUUUUUUAGCCAGGCAUGGCCCAUUCGAAGUUGUACUUUGAUUCACCAAUUCGCAUCUCCCAUUUCCAUUUUUUGGUCCCAACAAAUGAACAUCUUGGAUGCACAAGUAUACACAAGAAAUAGGAAUAUGGAUCAUAAGCUUGAGCUGCACCAUGUGGAUGUGCAUGUACAGGAGUCAAAUUUUCUUCAAAUUGAUAUUCGGGUCCGGCAGGCGGGGGCAUAUCCUCGCUGUCUAGUCAAGG